AUGGCUUUGAUGCGAAGGAAGGCUGGUAACGGCAUCAAGAAGGGCUCCGUGUCACAAGUGAACGUUGCUGCCAAAGAUGCGCCGGCUGUACAGGACAAAACUCGUCACGUGGUGUCUUACUCUUAUAGUAAAAACCAGACGGUGCUCGUCGAGUAUGUGGCUGAUCCAUUUAAGGACAUGUUCCAGAUUGGACGUUCGUCAGAAGAACAAAUUGAUUUCACGAUUGUCGACACAUGGCUUGCGUCGGGCUCACAGAUAGCUUCUUCUUCAGGUAUGAUUGAGUUCGAUAGAUUUUCAAUCCUCUGCGGAAUAACUGGUUUCAACGGCGUAUUGCGAGCAACUGAAUCCUUUCGAUAG
This is a messenger RNA of Cooperia oncophora, 357 nucleotides long. The record is from the annotation of a GenBank genome assembly. NCBI's taxonomy places the organism in Eukaryota, Metazoa, Nematoda, Chromadorea, Rhabditida, Trichostrongylidae.